Molecule: messenger RNA, 1557 nt
Organism: Chanos chanos (milkfish)
Lineage: Eukaryota; Metazoa; Chordata; Actinopteri; Gonorynchiformes; Chanidae
Gene: marchf1
Product: membrane-associated ring finger (C3HC4) 1
Exons: 7
Coding region: 1-1557 (518 amino acids)
Molecular function (GO): zinc ion binding
Source: RefSeq, a predicted model, not a curated record
AUGCCUGUUCAUCAGAUCUCUGUGGUGCCAGCUACGAGGGAGACCGCGAGCAACGGCCGAAACUCCAGCAGAGUCAAAGACAGGAGUAAAGAAAAUGAGGGUGAGAAAGGCCCUAGACGAUCAGGGAGUCGCUCCAGCAACAUCUCCAAGGCGAGCAGCUCCAACCAGGGGCCAGUACAAAACAGCAUCUCUCGCACCUCCGUCUCACCCUCCUCUCAGGACAUCUGCAGUUCAAGUGGUCCAGUCAGGCUAGAUGAAGAUGGUUCAGACCAAACCACACCCGUCAUGCCGAUAAGUCUUAACUCCAACUCCACACUUGCGGCAAAGAGGCAGGUGAAGCGUCGUCACCGGCGGCGACGAGACGCCUGCGGAAGCCGGUCUAUCGGGUGCGUGUCGGAGUGCGUGGACGCUCAGGAAGACGGAGCGAAACGCGAAAACCGCCGCGCGCGCACGCGCUCCGAUUCGUCCUCGGAAGACGAGCAGCGCUGGAGAGAGGCGCGGUCGUGGACUCGGGAGAAAGCCCGGCGAAGACGCAGCAGCAGCCGGCACGCGGCAACGCAGGCGCGAGACGGCAUGGAGCUGCUGUCCGUGGGCUCGGACGAAGCCCAGAAGGAGAAUCAACCGCCGCGAGGGGGCGGAGCCAGCGUCAAAAGCCGCAAGAAGUCCUCGGUGAAGAGGGAGGAGCGAGCGAACAAGGCGGUUGAUCACAGGAAAGGGAACGGCCAGGGAAGCGAGGAGGAACAGCCAAUAACGAAAUCGUACGAGGAGCAAGGCUCGGGCGAUCCCGACAUGGCUGUACCGACAGCCUGUAAAUGCACAAACUCAGCCAGCCAGAAUGGCAACACACAACAAGUAUGCAGUGAUGAUGAACUGGAGGUUUGCAGGAUCUGUCACUGUGAGGGAGAUGAGGAGUGUCCUUUGAUCACUCCAUGCCGUUGUACGGGGAGUCUGCGUUUCGUACACCAGGCCUGUCUACACCAGUGGAUCAAAAGUUCUGAUACACGCUGCUGUGAACUCUGUAAAUACGACUUCAUCAUGGAAACACACCUCAAACCACUGCGCAAGUGGGAAAAGCUGCAGAUGUCCACCAGUGAGCGCAGGAAGAUCUUCUGCUCCGUGACCUUUCACCUCGUGGCAGUGGUGUGUGUCAUCUGGUCUCUGUAUGUCCUUAUUGACCGCACCGCUGAGGAGAUCAGACAGGGCAAGAACAAUGCGUUGCUGCGUUUGUCUCCCCUCAAUGCCGUAGGGGUUCUGGAGUGGCCUUUCUGGACCAAGCUCAUCGUGGUCGCCGUCGGUUUUGCCGGCGGCUUGAUCUUCAUGUACAUCCAAUGUAAGGUCUACCUGCAGCUGUGGCGUCGACUUAAAGCCUUCAACCGCAUCAUAUUUGUCCAGAACUGCCCGGACACCGCCAAGAGCGCGGACGAGAGGCCGUCUCCGGCCGCCCCCGUCGCCCAGAGCAACGGCAAGCGCGAGGCCGCCGAAGUGCCCGUCUCUCAGACCCAGACGAGCACUUCCUGUCCCGCCCCCACGGGAAGCGCGGAGGUGGCUCCCGUUUGA